Molecule: messenger RNA, 1230 nt
Organism: Daldinia loculata
Lineage: Eukaryota; Fungi; Ascomycota; Sordariomycetes; Xylariales; Hypoxylaceae
Product: ribosomal protein L11
Exons: 2
Coding region: 84-557 (157 amino acids)
Biological process (GO): translation
Cellular component (GO): mitochondrial large ribosomal subunit; ribosome
Molecular function (GO): large ribosomal subunit rRNA binding; structural constituent of ribosome
Source: RefSeq, a predicted model, not a curated record
UUGGGGGAAUUUUUUUGAUCUAGAACAUUAACGAUCAACCCGCCCAUUUCCUCUUCACAUAACUCACGCCCGACAGUUCCAAGAUGUCGAAGGCGCGCUCGGCUGCCGCUGGCGCUGACCAGAUGGUUAGGCUCAUAGUGGAAGCUGGAAAAGCUUCCCCUAGUCCUCCAGUUGGUCCUGCGCUUGGAAGUAAAGGUGUUAAGUCUAUGGAUUUCUGCAAGGAAUUCAAUGCGCGAACGGCACACAUCAUACAAGGGACGCCUAUGCCGACCCGAGUAACGGUACGAGCAGACAGAUCAUUCCAUUUCGACGUUCGAACACCACAGACUUCGUGGCUCCUCAAGAAUGCGGCAGAUCUACCAGUCAGUAAGAAGGGGAAGAAAAAAGCUGCGAGCCAGCCGGGACACGAAAUAGUAGGCACGGUUACUCUAAAACAUAUUUACGAAAUUGCCAAGAUAAAGCAGACCGAACUACGGCUCUCCGGUCUUCCGCUAGAGGGUCUUUGCAGGGCCGUUAUUUACCAGGCCAAGUCAAUGGGUAUCGCUGUUGUCGCAUAAACGGAGGGCGAUCCCGAUUUAGUCGCCUUUUGUAACAUCAUGCGUUAGAGCGAACGGGACGGGGUUGAUUAUCGAGUUCGGACCCUCUGUUAUGCUUGUACAAGCGAGCUUUUGGCAUGUAUCACCAAAACUGCACGAAAUAUACGGAUCAAACGCAGAGUUCCUGAUGUGCGCCUGCAUGUGGUGCCUAAUGCGACGGAAACGUUGGAAAUUGCCUCCCCGAAUCUUGCGACGAUCGGGAGUCUUAGAGACUUCCGCAGAAAGAUAAGGUAUUGCUGCACUCUGGCGUCUACUAAUAUGUCGCUCCCUCAGGAAAAUUUUGUAAUAGUCUAUACCAGAAUUGACAAUCUAUAAAAAGGGCUACAUGGAAAUUAUAUCGUUGGUUGCUUAUUAGGUGAAAAGUAGUUAGAAUUACCUACCUCUCUAUGUAUGAGGGUAGUAUUGGUGCUCCAAGACAGUUGUCAAUGUGCUACCUACCUAAGCUAUAAAGCGAUCUCGGUUUGGCUUACACAAACUUGAAGAGGCAUCGAUGAGGCGAAAAGUCCAGAUCUUCAGGUUUAGAGAAAUCUCAUCGAAUGAUGUACCAAUUGAAGAAGUAUUUAUCCUAUUGGAUAUAUAAAUGUUAGUUAAAAAAGAAUCGAAGCAAUUAUCAAUGUGUACAUCCUCGAGAUAC